Messenger RNA from Zerene cesonia (dogface butterfly), 2310 nucleotides. RefSeq names its product elongator complex protein 3 (gene Elp3). Gene Ontology annotation, biological process: tRNA wobble base 5-methoxycarbonylmethyl-2-thiouridinylation. Gene Ontology annotation, cellular component: nucleus; cytoplasm; elongator holoenzyme complex. The transcript has 7 exons. Bases 73 to 1740 code for a protein of 555 amino acids. Gene Ontology annotation, molecular function: acyltransferase activity, transferring groups other than amino-acyl groups; iron-sulfur cluster binding. NCBI's taxonomy places the organism in Eukaryota, Metazoa, Arthropoda, Insecta, Lepidoptera, Pieridae. The record is from RefSeq and is a predicted model, not a curated record.
UGUCAAUUGUCACUGUUUAAUUGCGGCUGGUUUUUGUGAAAACACGCGAAAUUUGUGCAAUAAAAUAUCAAAAUGCCGAAGAAGAAGCCAAUGCCGGACAUCUCGAAAGAGGAGAAAAUGGUCAUCGUUAUAUCGGAGAUAAUACAAGAGCUGCAGGCGGCGCAUCGUCAGGGAAAAGAUGUUAACCUUAACAAAAUGAAGACGAGGAUUUCGUCGAAGUACGGUCUGGAUACGUCUCCAAGACUGGUGGACAUCAUAGCAGCCGUGCCAUCGGAUGCGAAGAGUUACCUGUUGCCUAAGCUGAAAGCGAAGCCGAUACGAACGGCAUCUGGGAUUGCGGUCGUUGCCGUGAUGUGUAAGCCGCACCGUUGUCCGCACAUAAAUUUUACAGGCAACAUAUGCGUGUACUGCCCCGGCGGGCCGGAUUCUGAUUUCGAAUACUCCACGCAGAGUUACACGGGCUAUGAGCCGACAUCCAUGCGAGCUAUAAGAGCCCGCUACAAUCCGUAUUUGCAGACGCGUCACAGGAUCGAGCAAUUGAAACAGCUGGGGCACAGUGUUGAUAAAGUGGAGUUCAUUGUUAUGGGUGGCACUUUUAUGAGCUUGCCGGAGGAAUAUAGGGACUACUUUAUAAGGAAUCUCCAUGAUGCACUAUCCGGCCACACUUCUAGCAGUGUUGCUGAGGCUGUGAAAUACUCAGAGAAGGCCAAAACCAAGUGUAUUGGCAUCACUAUCGAGACUAGGCCGGAUUACUGCCUGCAACGGCAUAUGAGCGACAUGCUUAACUAUGGGUGUACUAGGUUGGAGAUAGGUGUGCAGUCUGUGUAUGAAGACAUUGCCAGGGACACUAACAGAGGCCAUACAGUGAAAGCAGUCUGUGAGAACUUCAAUUUGGCCAAGGAUGCUGGAUUUAAGAUCGUAGCACACAUGAUGCCCGACCUGCCCAACGUGGACCUCGACCGUGAUGUAGAACAAUUCAAGGAGUUCUUUGAGAACCCAGCGUUUAGGGCCGAUGGGCUCAAGAUAUACCCCACUCUGGUGAUCAGGGGCACCGGGUUGUAUGAGCUGUGGAAGACAGGGAGAUACAAGAGCUACCCACCAUCCACACUGGUGGAUCUGAUCGCAAAGAUUCUGGCUCUGGUGCCGCCGUGGACAAGGGUUUAUAGAGUGCAGAGAGACAUUCCGAUGCCUUUAGUAUCAUCGGGUGUGGAACAUGGCAACCUGCGUGAGUUGGCACUGCAGCGAAUGGCCGAUCUGGGAACCGAUUGUCGAGAUGUAAGGACCAGGGAGGUGGGGAUACAGGAGAUACACAAUAAAGUGAGGCCGUAUGAGGUGGAACUGGUCCGUCGCGACUACGUGGCGAACGGCGGUUGGGAGACGUUCCUCUCCUACGAGGACCCCGACCAGGACAUCCUCGUUGGCCUGCUGCGCCUGCGCAAGUGCGCCAAGGACACGUACCGGCCCGAGCUGAAGCCGGGCAAGGGUUCCACCUUCAGCCAGUGCAGUAUUGUGCGGGAGCUGCACGUGUACGGCUCUGUUGUGCCGGUGAACGCUCGCGAUCCAACGAAAUUCCAGCAUCAGGGCUUCGGUAUGCUGUUGAUGGAGGAGGCGGAACGUAUAGCUGUCGAGGAACAUGGCUCCGACAAAAUGGCCGUCAUUUCCGGUGUCGGCACUAGGAACUAUUACGCGAAGAUCGGUUACCACCUCGAAGGACCAUAUAUGGUUAAGAUGUUGGCCUAAAAUGUACUGUGUCGAAUAAAUGUUAUACAGUUGAUUUUUCUUUGUUAUUUGGACUGAAAGAAACGUUGUUGUUAGGUGUUUUACUAUACGUUCCGUUUUUCUCUAAUAUGAAGUGUUUUGAAGUUUGCUUAAGCACAAAUAUUAUGUAUUGUUAAUACUUUGGCUCUUUUAGUACCAGUUAACUUCAGAUAAAAAACUGUUAUUUUUAUUAUUGUAAUUGGAUGAAUGGAUGUGUUGAAAAUGUAUUGUUUUUGCAUAACAUAAUAUUUUAUGUAUACCUAUUUUAUGGGCAGAUUGGUUGAAUGUAAGGAGAAUUUUUUGGAAACCAGAAUCUUUGUAACAUAAAUAUUCUUUGUCUUAGUUUUUUCUUUAUUAUUCUUUGAAGUCAGUCUUUGAGACGCCAUUGUUAUGUAUAUUUGUUUGGUUUUUAGCGUAUAAGGAAAUUAAGUGUCUAUGCAUAUAUUAUAUCGAUGAUGAUAUUACGAAUGCAUCAAAUAUAAGACGUAAUAUUAGAUAUUAAGUAUCUUGGGGUUACGUACUACAUUAUUAGAUUUCGGGAAGGGGAUUAAA